CAUUUCAGCCUCAGCACCCAAGUAAAGGGAAAGAUGAGGUGAGUGAACUGUAAGAUGUGAACAGAAAUCAGUAAGUGAAAGGAAGUGGGCAAUAUGUAUUUGGCAGGGUGUGUUGGGACCUUGAUGUAUGAAUCCUGUGUGCUUUCAGGAAUUACGAAGAGUAAAAGAUUGGAAGGUAGUGUCUUCUCUAGCUGUAACUGAAAGCAAUGGGGAUUGGCUAACAAGGGAAGGGUAGCCUGAGGUUGGGUUCAAAGGUUAUAACACUUCUUUUUUUUUUUAGAGGAUAGAGUCAUAAAGCCACAGCUACUAAACUGGCAGAUAUUUCUAAACUGGGGAGAGGUAGAGUAGAAGGUACCCAAUGUUGGGGUACACAGAGCAGUUGUUCUUCAGAAAAAUGGAGGUCCUAAGGGGAGACCUAAUCAAAGCUUUAUAGGUUCAAGGGGGAAACUAGACCCCAGUGUCCGGCCUGGUCCUCUGUCCUCAGUGCUACAUGGGACAACAUCUCCCAGGUGAGCCCCCAGAAAGGCUAAGUGACAGUGACAGAAAUUACUAUCUAUCUCCAAUGCCUACGCCAGUCUAAGCAGAUGUUGCACUGUACCCAGAGGUCAAGAAGACAGGUGCAGGCCACGUGGAAAGACAGAACACUUGCAAUUCCUCUGGAUCCUUGGAAACAAUCUUAGAUGUUUGUUUUCUUACUCUCCUCCUCAUCAAACACCAGAGACUUAGUGAUAUAGUCUCAGAGGACAGUCUCAUGAGGUAAACAGGGGAUAUGAGUAUCUAUAUCUGUGCAUGAUGAUAAGAAUCCAAGGAAGGGAGGAUUUGGAUUCAAGAAGUAUUAGAUUCUCAUCAGGUAUCUUUUCUGUAUGUUGUCUCUUCACACAGUUUUUUCUUCUUUUUGAUUAAUCAUUCCAUGGAGCAUAAAGGACAGGAGUGGGAAUGAAUAUAUCCGUAUUUUUCAGACUCUAAGAUGCACUCCCCCCACACAAAUUUGGGAGGAAUAAUGCUUGUGAAUGCUGUUGUUGAGUUCUGUUUACAUUUACAUUGGUGAAAUAUUAUUUAUGUUACUAAAUAUUUUACCACAAUUUUUGCUUCAGAAUUAUUUUCCCUAUUUUCCUCCUCUAAAAUCUAAGUACAUCUCAUGGUCUGAAAAAAUAUGGUACUACAUGAGGCAAGAGCUCAAUGUCCUUUCCAGGUAAGAAAUCAACUUUGAGAAUGCCUGAGUCCUCAGUGGACAUAAAAUAAGAAGGCUAACUUAUGUUCAUGAUAAAUGUUAAAUUGUUUUUCUUUUGCAUCUAUACUCUAAAAAUUGAACCUUCCUUUACCCUAGUUUACUUAGGAGGCACAAUCCUUGAACCUUAAGAUAUAAAUUAUCAGCCAAAAAGGAGGCAAGUUGGAGGAGAAUUUUCUCACAGAAGUUCACUCCCUCUCUCCCUUUCCCUUCGCCCAUCUUGCUUUUCCCUAUAACUGUUUACAUUCAAUUCAAUGUUCUUGAAAUGACUUUCUUACUUUCAUUGUAGGUGAUGUGGAAAGAAGCAUCUUGACUGAAAAGGAUUGUUAUUCAUCAACCACAAGCUAGGUGCAUGUGAGUCCAUGGAAGUGUGCAACCUGACAAGACUCCCUGAAUUCAUCCUCUUGGGACUCUCCUCUCGCCCCGAGGACCAGAAGCCACUCUUUGCCCUCUUCCUUAUCUUGUACCUGGUCACCCUGAUGGGAAAUCUGCUCAUCAUCUUGGCUAUCUGCUCUGAUCCUCAACUCCAAAACCCCAUGUACUUCUUCCUGAGCAUCUUGUCCUUUGCAGAUAUUUGCCACACAACAGUCAUAGUCCCCAAGAUGUUAGUGAACUUCUUAUCAGAAACAAAGACCAUUUCCUAUGCUGAAUGUCUGGCACAGAUGUUUUUCUUCCUGCUCUUUGGAAACAUGGACAGUUAUCUCCUGGCAGCUAUGGCCAUUGACCGCUAUGUAGCCAUUUGUAACCCUUUGCACUAUGUCACUGUUAUGAACCACAGAUGCUGUAUGUCACUACUGGUCUUCUCCAUAGCUGUCCCCUUCCUCCACUCCCUCCUACAUGCUUUCCUGAUAAAUCGGCUCACCUUUGGUGAAUCAAAUGUUAUCCACCACUUUUUCUGUGAUGUCAACCCUGUUCUGAAGCUGGCCUGCUCUUCCACCUCUGUCAAUGAAGUUGCGGUCAUGACAGAGGGGAUGCUCUCUGUGAUGGCCCCGUUUGUGUGCAUCAUCAUUUCUUACCUAAGGAUCCUCACUGCUGUCCUCAAUAUUCCCUCGGCUGCUGGAAAAUGCAAAGCCUUCUCCACCUGCAGCUCCCACCUCACUGUGGUGACUGUGUUUUAUGGGAGCAUUAGCUAUGUCUAUUUCCAGCCGUUGUCAAGCUAUACUGUCAAAGACCGAAUAGCAACGAUCAUCUACACUGUACUGACACCCAUGUUGAACCCAUUUAUCUACAGUUUAAGAAACAAAGACAUGAAACGGGGCCUAGAGAAACUGAGAAGCAGGAUUAAGUCUGAAAUGGAUAGGCUUUCUACUACAAAAACCAACAAAAUUCAGGGACCCUAACUGCAAGGCAUGACUGUGUGUUUGCACACACACAAACACACACACCAGCACCUAAGCAAGUCUCUGGGGAGAAAUACUGUCAUCAUUGUAUCUGAACCUUGGGGGUUUCCAACCUGUGGUUUCUGCCAUGCCAUGGCAGGGAAGUUCCACUCAUGUCUUGGUACCGGUGCUCUGACUAUAGAUUUAUCCCAUAAUAUCUCUCCAUUCCAGAAAAAUCAAAUUUUUACUCCUUCCAUAUUUAUCUGGAACCUCCCAUAUUUUUAUCUAUUUAUAGAUAUUUAUAUGUGUGCAGCAAUGUUUCUGCACACCUAAUUAUAUGAUUCUAUUUGGAAUUGUUAGAAAUCUGGGUGUGUGGGUGUGUGUGACCUUCCUAUCAGUCCGUUCCCCACUCAAGCCACAACAGGACUACAGCACCUUUUUAACGACUCUCCAAACAGCUAGAUAUCCUGGGCCCUGGAGUUAUUAGAUUCCCAACAACUGAAUCCAUCACCUAGCUAAUUAUUUGUGAGCCAGCUCUAUGCCUCCACACAUGUCUUGGUCUCUACUAUUCCUCCCUUUCAUUCGACUUGGGCUACUUGCCCCUGUGCUCUUCUCUCUAAAGAAGCCUCUAUUUCCAGGUCUCUUCUUGCUGUCAUUUUUGAAAUAAUGAAAGAUUUUUCCAUGUAGCCAGAAUUGCUUCUUAAGGAGCAUAAGAAGGAGUGGGGUAAAAAAAAAAAUGGAUGUAAACUACUAGUAAGAAACUCUGUUUAGAAUGUCUGAUAUAAAAGAGGCUUCAAUUUAGUUGGAGAAUGAAUUAUAUAGUAACAUGGUCAGAUGAAUUACUUUACCUUGUGUUGUGAAGAAAAACAGCAUUUUAGUGUCAUUCUCUUUCUCUCUCCUGGUAUUUGUAUUUUAAUAGAUGGAAAUAUGUAAGUCAAACAAACUAAUCUUUCAUGAUAUUGUAGACAAGGAAUAAAUGGAUGAUCUUAAAGUUUUUUUGAACAAUUAACUACUUUAUUGUUAAAACAAUUGAGACAAACUUUUUUAUUGUUAUUCUAUUUUACCUGUGCCAAUUUUUCCUCCCUUGCCCUAAUCCGCCCGUCCCACUCUGCGCUUCCACAGUCAAUCCCCACACCAUUGUCCGUGCCCAUGGGUCAUUCGUACAUGCUCUUGGACUAGUCCCUUCCCCUUUUUUCCGCCAUUAGCCCCCUCCCUUCUCUCCUCUGGUCACUGUUAGUCUAUUCCAUGUUUCCAUGCCUGUGG
Molecule: messenger RNA, 3810 nt
Organism: Phyllostomus discolor (pale spear-nosed bat)
Lineage: Eukaryota; Metazoa; Chordata; Mammalia; Chiroptera; Phyllostomidae
Product: olfactory receptor 1L3-like
Exons: 2
Coding region: 1591-2568 (325 amino acids)
Biological process (GO): G protein-coupled receptor signaling pathway
Cellular component (GO): membrane
Molecular function (GO): olfactory receptor activity; G protein-coupled receptor activity
Source: RefSeq, a predicted model, not a curated record